This is a messenger RNA of Fibroporia radiculosa, 510 nucleotides long. RefSeq lists its product as uncharacterized. NCBI's taxonomy places the organism in Eukaryota, Fungi, Basidiomycota, Agaricomycetes, Polyporales, Fibroporiaceae. The record is from RefSeq and is a predicted model, not a curated record. Gene Ontology annotation, cellular component: ribosome; nucleolus; cytosolic small ribosomal subunit. Gene Ontology annotation, molecular function: structural constituent of ribosome; small ribosomal subunit rRNA binding. The transcript has 2 exons. Gene Ontology annotation, biological process: translation. The coding region runs from base 1 to 510 and encodes 169 amino acids.
AUGGGUCGUAUGCACGCUCCCGGAAAGGGCAUUUCGUCCUCUGCCCUCCCUUACCGCCGCGCUCCCCCUUCUUGGCUGAAGACCACCAACGAAGAUGUCAUCGAGCACAUCACUAAGCUCGCGCGUAAGGGUCUCACUCCCUCACAAAUCGGUGUGACCCUUCGGGACUCGCACGGUAUCCCCCAAGUGCGCUUCGUCACCGGAAACAAGAUCCUUCGUAUCCUCAAGUCCAACGGUGCGCAUGACCACGAGAUCGAAAUGAUGUACUGGCUUAUAGCGUCGGCGGCAGGUCUGGCACCACAGAUCCCCGAGGACCUCUGGCAUCUCGUGAAAAAGGCGGUCGCAGUGCGCAAGCACCUCGAGACGAACCGCAAGGACAAGGACUCAAAGUUCCGCCUCAUCUUGAUCGAGUCGCGUAUCCACCGUCUCGCGCGAUACUACAAGACGAAGCAACAGAUCCCGCCAACGUUCAAAUACGAUUCGGCAACCGCGUCUACACUCAUUGCGUGA